Molecule: messenger RNA, 1555 nt
Organism: Grammomys surdaster
Lineage: Eukaryota; Metazoa; Chordata; Mammalia; Rodentia; Muridae
Gene: Abi3
Product: ABI family member 3
Exons: 9
Coding region: 41-1234 (397 amino acids)
Biological process (GO): regulation of cell migration
Cellular component (GO): lamellipodium
Molecular function (GO): SH3 domain binding
Source: RefSeq, a predicted model, not a curated record
CUUGGCUUCCUUUGCCUGGGAACCCCACCGAGGUCGAGCCAUGGCGGAGCUGCAGCAGCUGCAGGAGUUUGAUAUCCCCACGGGCCGGGAGGCUCUGCGGGGCAACCACAGCGCCCUGCUACGGGUGGCCAACUACUGCGAGGAUAACUACUUGCAGGCCACAGACAAGCGGAAAGCGCUGGAAGAGACGAUGGCUUUCACCACCCAGGCCCUGGCCAGUGUGGCCUACCAAGUGGGUAACCUGGCCGGGCAUACUCUUCGAAUGCUGGACCUGCAGGGUGCUGCCCUGCGGCAGGUGGAAGCCAAGAUGAGCACACUGGGCCAGAUGGUGAACAUGCAUAUGGAGAAGGUAGCCAGAAGGGAGAUUGGCACUUUAGCCACUGUCAUGCGGCUGCCCCCUGGCCAGAAGGUCAUCCCUCCUGAGAGCCUGCCUCCCCUCGCUCCCUACUACAGAAAACCCCUCAACUUUGCCUGCUUGGAUGACAUUGGCCAUGGGAUCAAGGAUUCGAGCACUCAGCUGUCACGGACCGGGACCCUGUCUCGCAAGAGCAUAAAGGCGACUGCUACACCUGCUUCCGCCACGCUGGGGAGACCACCCCGGAUCCCUGAGCCGGUGCAGCUCCCGGCUGUGCCAGACGGCAAGCUCUCCGCUGCCUCCUCUGCCUCUUCCUUGGCCUCAGCAGGUGCGGAAGGUGCCAGUGGGAUCCCCCAGUCCAAGGGACAGGUAGCACCUGCAACCCCGCCUCCUCCACCUGUAGCGUCUGUAACCCCACCUCCUCCACCAUUGUCUGCUGAGGUCUUCUUGCCGCCCCCUCCGCUGGAGGUGUCCCAGCCCCCUCCGGAAGCAGAGUUGCCCCUGCCUCCUCCUCCAGCUGUAGAGGGGGACGAACUGGGGCUGCUGCCUCCGCCCCCACCAGGUUUUGGACCAGAUGAGCCCAGCUGGGUCCCUGAUGCCUACUUGGAAAAAGGUACCUUUGUACUCUUGGGACUGAAAGACACAUCCACUGCCAGGUUUCUGUUGCUUUGGCCUUCAUCUCUCCAUCCCAGGAGCGUUUGCUCUCCCUGCCAAGUGGUGACACUGUACCCAUACACCCGUCAGAAGGACAAUGAGCUCUCCUUCUCUGAAGGCACCGUCAUCUGUGUCACUCGCCGCUACUCGGAUGGCUGGUGUGAGGGUGUUAGCUCAGAGGGCACUGGAUUCUUCCCAGGGAACUAUGUGGAGCCCAGCUGCUGACAGCCCAGAUCUGUCCCUGCACCAACCCUGCACUGCCUCGGUGGACCUCUUGAGCCCCAAGAAGCCAGCUUCCACAGUCAAAGCUGGACUAAGGACCUGUCUACCUCUCGGGCUGUGAACUGUGUUCAGUCCCUGCUCCACACAGCAGUGGGAAAGGGGGUGGGCUAGAGAGGGGCGGUACUCAGGAAGAUUGCUGCAGAUGGCAAGAAGAAAAAACAAAAAACAAAUCUAGAAGGCAAGGAGUUUAAGCACCUUGCCCAGAGGACCCCCCAGGUCAUGCACAGAAGAUUGCCAGCUUUGAAUAAAACUCUGUUGACCUCC